CCCCCAGUCAGCUGUCCGAGGCUGGCAGUGAUGCUGAACAUCUCCGUCUUUGCACCUCGACGAGCGGCUUUCAGAUUUCUUUGACAGAUUCCAUCCGCGCGUUUUUUGCGGCCAUGAUGGCGUCCAAACACGUCGGCGUCUUCUUUCAUCUCCUGCUCUUCUGGUGGCGAACCUCCGCGUUUCCCGCGCCGACAACAUCCGGCGAGGAUCAAUUCUUGCACGAUGGCCUGCUGACGGGAGAAAGAUUACCUGAAGAUCAGAUUGCUGAGGCGGACAAUGUGAAAGCUGCAGUCCAGUUGGCUGAGAAGAAGCAGGAUGAGGCGGUGGUCCUCGGCCAGAAGGUGAAGCACCAUUUUCUUCCAGAUGACUCCGAUACCACCAAGAGUAGACGUCUGGUGCAGGACUACGAUUCUACCAAGAACGCCAUGGAACAUGAGGAGGCAGAGACGCUGGCUCAGGUGGACACUGCUGCUCUGACCUCGCAGGACAUCGUGCAGAAGAUGGCCGACAAGAUCUACCAGGAGGACGACCGAGGCGUCUUUGACAGGAUCGUGUCAAAGCUGCUCAAACUUGGCUUGAUCACAGAAGGCCAAGCAGACACUUUAGAGUACCAAGUAGCGGAGGCUCUGCAGGAUCUCAUCACCAAAGAUGCCAGGAAGAAGGAGGCUGAAGAAAGCAAGGAGGAGAUCAGAGAGGAGAAGGACAAGCAGGAACAGGAUGAAUGGAACUCCAAGGAGGAGGAGGAGGAGGAGGAGGAGGAGGAGGAGAGUGAAGACAAGGUGUGGGACAAAGAAGACCAGAGUGAAGACAAUGAAGUCCAGCCAGAGGAUGGUCUGCAGGACCUGCACUACUUCCCCAACUUCUACCGCCUGCUCAGGAGUCUCCAUGCAGAUGAAGAUGCUGAGGAGAGAGAGACUCUGAUCACCAUCAUGAAGACGCUGAUAGACUUUGUCAAGAUGAUGGUCAAGUAUGGCACCAUCACACCUGAAGAGGGCGUGGCCUAUCUGGAGAAUCUGGACGCCAUGAUCGCGCUGCAGACUAAGAACAAGUUGGGAAAGUCUCUGGGACUUCAGGACUUUGCAGUUGGAAAAAAUUUGGACGAGGAUGACAACACAAAGGCCGAGGCUUCCAAGAUGCAGAAGGAGUAUGAGAACCUGGAGGACUCCACCAAGGAGGAUCAGCCAUCUACAAGUCAUACCAACAAGUCGCAGACGUACUUGGAGGCCAUCAGGAAGAACAUUGAAUGGCUGAAGAAGCACAACAAGGAAGGAGGCAAAGAAGACUAUGAUUUGUCCAAACUGAAGGACUUCAUGGACCAGCAAGUGGACUCUUACAUUGACAAGGGAAUCAUCGCCAAGGACGAGGGAGACACCAUCAAGAGAAUCUACAGCAGUCUGUGACCUCCUCCUCCAUCCCUAGAACCAUGACAUAAUCCCUAUCCCUAGAACCAUGACCUCCUCCUGCAUCCCUACGACCGUAACAUAAUCCCUGUCCCUAUAUUGUUACCUCAUCCUCCAUCCCUUCUACCGUGACAUAAUCCCUAUCCUUAGAACCGAGACUUCAUCCUCAUCUCUAGGACUGUGACCUCAUCCUCCAUCCCUAGAACGUGACUUCAUCCUACAGCCGUAGAACCGUGACCUCAUCCUCCAUCCCUAGAACCGUGACCUCAUUCUCCAUUCCUUGUACGGUUACCUCAUAAUCCAUCUCUAUAACAGUGAGCUUAUCCUCCAUCCUUAGAACCGUGACCUCAUCCUCCAUCCCUAGAACCGUGACCUCAUUCUCCAUUCCUUGUACGGUUACCUCAUAAUCCAUCUCUAUAACAGUGAGUUUAUCCUCCAUCCUUAGAACCGUGACCUAAUACUCCAUCCCUAGAAUCGUGACUUCAUCCUCCAUCCCUAGAACGUGACUUCAUCCUACAGCCGUAGAACCGUGACCUCAUCCUCCAUCCCUAGAACCGUGAACUCAUUCUCCAUUCCUUGUACGGUUACCUCAUAAUCCAUCUCGAUAAGAGUGAGCUUAUCCUCCAUCCUUAGAACCGUGACCUAAUACUCCAUCCCUAGAAUCGUGACUUCAUCCUCCAUCCCUAGAGCGUGACUUCAUUCUCCAUCCCUAGAUCAGUCACCUCAUCCUCCAUCCCUCAAACCAUGACCUCAUUCUCCAUCCCUAAACCGUGAUUUCAUCCUACAGCCGUAGAACCGUGACCUCAUCCUCCAUCCCUAGAACAUGACCUCAUCCUCCAUCCCUAGAACAUGACCUCAUUCUCCAUCCCUUGUACGGUGACCUCAUAAUCCAUCCCUAGAACCGUGACCUAAUACUCCAUCCCUACAAUCGUGACUUCAUCCUCCAUCCCUAGACCGUGACUUCAUUCUCCAUCCCUAGAACAGUGACCUCAUCCUCCAUCCCUAGAAUCCCCUCUUUCUCUAUCCCUAGAACCUGACCUCAUCCUCUAUUCCUAAAAUCCCCUCCUCCUCUAGCCCUUGAACCAGACGUCUUCCUCCAUCUCUAGAACGUGACCUCAUCCUCCAUCCCUAGAACGUAACCUCCUCCUCUAUCCCUUCAACCCGAACUCAUCCUACAACCCCAGAAGGCAACAUCUUCUCCUCUAUCCCUUCAACCUGACGUCAUCCUCCAUCCCUAGAACGUGACUUCAUCCUACAGCCGUAGAACCGUGACCUCAUUCUCCAUUCCUUGUACGGUUACCUCAUAAUCCAUCUCUAUAACUGUGAGCUUAUCCUCCAUCCUUAGAACCGUGACCUAAUACUCCAUCCCUAGAAUCGUGACUUCAUCCUCCAUCCCUAGACCGUGACUUCAUUCUCCAUCCCUAAACCGUGAUUUCAUCCUACAGCCGUAGAACCGUGACCUCAUCCUCCAUCCCUAGAACAUGACCACAUUCUCCAUCCCUUGUACGGUGACCUCAUAAUCCAUCCCUAGAACCGUUACCUCAUCCUCCAUCCCUAGAACCGUGACCUAAUACUCCAUCCCUACAAUCGUGACUUCAUCCUCCAUCCCUAAACCGUGACUUCAUUCUCCAUCCCUAGAACAGUGACCUCAUCCUCCAUCCCUAGAAUCCCCUCUUUCUUUAUCCCUAGAACCUGACCUCAUCCUCUAUUCCUAAAAUCCCCUCUUCCUCUAGCCCUUGAACCUGACGUCUUCCUCCAUCUCUAGAACGUGACCUCAUCCUCCAUCCCUAGAACGUAACAUCCUCCUCUAUCCCUUCAACCUGACGUCAUCCUCCAUCCCUAAAAUCCCCUCCUCCUCGAGCCCUUGAACCUGACCUCAUCCUCCAUCCCAAGAACGCAACCUCCUCCUUUAGCCGUUGAACCUAACGUCAUCCUUGAUCUCUAGAACGUGACCUCAUCCUCCAUCCCUAGAACGUAACCUCCUCCUCUAUCCCUUCAACCCGAACUCAUCCUACAACCCCAGAAGGCAACCUCUUCUCCUCUAUCCCUUCAACCUGACGUCAUCCUCCAUCCCUAGAACGGUCUUCUCAAGGGUUGAAAAAAGCUCCUAACGAGGCAGUAGAAUGAUUCCAAUCUGCACAAGUUUUAUAUUUUGAAAGACAUCCAUCAAAUUGUAUCAUCCCGUCUUCAAUUUUGUGUCUUUGAAAGUCCUUAUUGUUUCCCCGAAACCUCUUUGUGUUGACACACACGCUAGCGUUCUUAAACCUUGGUUAAGUUGAAGACUUCCAUCUGGCUCCGCAGGGGAUGAGCUUUUUCUAAAUGUAAAUAUGUCUUGGGAACCAUUAAAAGAUCGCAUUUUC
This is a messenger RNA of Nerophis ophidion (straightnose pipefish), 3760 nucleotides long. It is a transcript of the gene scg3, whose product is annotated as secretogranin III. Gene Ontology annotation, biological process: protein localization to secretory granule. The record is from RefSeq and is a predicted model, not a curated record. Lineage: Eukaryota; Metazoa; Chordata; Actinopteri; Syngnathiformes; Syngnathidae. The transcript is spliced from 12 exons. Gene Ontology annotation, cellular component: secretory granule membrane. The coding region runs from base 114 to 1400 and encodes 428 amino acids.